This is a messenger RNA of Dracunculus medinensis (Guinea worm), 993 nucleotides long. Lineage: Eukaryota; Metazoa; Nematoda; Chromadorea; Rhabditida; Dracunculidae. The record is from the annotation of a GenBank genome assembly.
AUGGCCGGAGUAUCUGCGAACUCUCGUGAUUUCAUUGUUGCAUCAAAAUAUAAGUUAAUUCGUAAGAUCGGAUCUGGUUCAUUUGGCGAUAUUUAUUUGGCAAUAAAUAUUACAAAUGGUGAAGAAGUUGCAGUAAAAAUGGAGCAAAUAAAGGCUCGUCAUCCACAGUUAAUGUACGAAAGUAAAGUCUACAAAAUUUUACAAGGUGGUGUUGGUAUUCCACAUAUUAGAUGGUAUGGAACUGAACGAGAACACAAUAUAUUAGUAAUGGAUCUGUUGGGACCGUCGCUUGAGGAUCUCUUUAAUUUUUGCAGUCGUCGAUUUACAAUGAAAACGGUAUUAAUGUUGGCUGAUCAAAUGAUUGGACGUGUCGAAUAUAUUCAUGUUAAGAACUUCAUUCAUAGAGACAUAAAGCCAGAUAAUUUUAUGAUGGGAAUUGGUCGACACUGCAACAAACUGUUUUUGAUCGAUUUCGGUUUAGCGAAAAAGUAUCGAGAUUCGCGAACCCGUGCUCACAUUCCAUAUCGAGAAGAUAAAAAUCUAACGGGCACAGCUCGAUAUGCAUCGAUUAAUGCUCAUUUGGGUAUUGAGCAAUCCCGAAGAGAUGACAUGGAAUCUCUUGGAUAUGUUUUGAUGUAUUUCAAUAAAGGUGUACUGCCAUGGCAAGGUUUAAAAGCUGCAACUAAGAAACAGAAAUAUGAGAAAAUCAGUGAAAAAAAGAUGGGGACGGCUGUUGAAGUCUUAUGUAAAGGAUGUCCAUCGGAAUUCGCAAUGUAUCUUAAUUAUUGUCGAGGAUUGCGUUUUGACGAAGCUCCUGAUUACAUGUACCUUCGCCAAUUGUUCCGAAUCUUAUUUAGGACUUUAAAUCAUCAGUACGAUUAUACAUUCGACUGGACAAUGCUUAAACAGAAAGCUUCACAGAAUAGUAGUAAUGCGCAGUUCGGUGUAUCUGGUUGUCAAGAUGCACAAUCAGGUACAUUUCCUGAUAUCUAA